GAAUUCUUUUUGGAAAACACAAUAUAACUAGUAUAGUAUAAAAAGAACUUUUCAAAAAUUUAUGAAAAUGUUUAAGCCCGCAUCGCGGGAAAAACACUUAGUAAUAUAGGAUUCGUGACCAAAAAAAACAAUAAUAUACUAUUAAAAAUAAGGAUAUUCUUUUUCUUGGAUAAUAUAGGAUAUUUCAUAUGAGGUCUCUACCAUGUUCCUUGAAAUUUAUUCAACAUGUUUCAAUCCGCUGGUUAGAGAUUCGUUUCUAUUAGGACUGCAAUUAUCAAAUCUAUUUUCACCUUCAAAAACAAUUAUUGGCGUUUUAUUUUGUUUUUUUUACUAGUUAAUUAUAGUUUAGUUUUUUUAAUGAUCUAUUAGUUUUCGAAAAAGUUACUUUUAUUAGCUUUCGAUUCCCCCAAAAAACGUGAUUCUUACAAAUUUAUUUGUGUGCGACAUAUAUUUUACUUAUUUUAAUAUAAUAUUUAGACGACCAAAAGGACAUUGAAAGCUAAUUGCCAACAAAAUAUAUAGAGGUAGGUUCUGACAAAAAGAAUGGCAUCUUUGUCACAACAUGGCCAAGUAGCACUUUCGACGUGUAUCUGAGCUCCCAUGUGACGACUUGGCUUACGUAAUACUAGUAUUGGCUUUGAAGAUAAUCUUGUUAGGAAUUGUCUCACAUAUAUAAGUUUUCAAGUCACAACAAAGCAUAUAAUUAUACAGUCAUUCAUACUGUAUCUAUCUUCAAUCCAGCUCAAUUUUCAUCUUUAUAUUUUGCCUUAAAAUAAAUAAAAAAAAUCUCUUAUAUAAAUGAAUUUGCUCUAAUGUAUGUUUAAUAAUUAAAAUCUUCUAUUUAGUUAAAAUAUAAAGGAUUGUUAUUUCUAUCUCUAAAUAUAGUCAAAAAUAUGGUUUUUUCAUACUUUCCUCUAAAAUACAUAAAUUCUAUUACAGAGACUUACAUUACAACAAAUCCACUUUUAAUAUAAAAAUUUAUAUUGGAGAUUUUUAAUAUAAAAUCUAUAUAUAUAUAAGAAGAAGAAAAAAGCAUGAAAGAAGCAAAAAUGGUUUCAUAUUCAUCAUCUUCUUCUUCAUCUGAAGUCAAGAUUAUCUCAGAAUGCUUCAUCAAACCCAAAGCCCUCCCUGAAAAAUCAAAUGAACCAUACCAUUUAUCACCACUAGACCAUCUGAUGCUCUCCUUCCAAUACAUCCAAAAGGGUCUUCUCUUUCUCAAACCAUCAACACCAUCUGAUGAUGCAACCAAACCAAAAGACUUCAUGGAGACUUUGCUGAAAAGGCUAAAAGACUCUCUAGCAACAACACUUGUCCACUUCUACCCUCUCGCAGGUCGUCUCUCGACCUUGAACACAGACAAUCCAAGAUCUUACUCGGUGUUUGUGGAUUGUAACGACAGUCCUGGAGCUGGAUUUAUCCAUGCCAAAUCAGAACUAACUGUAGCAGACAUAGUUGGGUCCAACUACGUUCCUUUGGUUGUUCAAUCUUUCUUUGACCAUCACAAAGCAGUCGAUGUUGAUGGUCAAACCUUAAGUGUCUUCUCGGUCAAGGUAACAGAGCUGGUGGAUGGAGUGUUCAUAGGAUUGUCUAUGAAUCAUUCAGUUGGGGAUGGAAGUACCUUCUGGAACUUUUUCAACUCUUUGUCAGAGAUCUUCAACUCACAACAAGACGAUGAAACCAAGGAUUUGUUCUGUCUCAAGAAUCCUCCAAUCUUUCGUGAAGAGUCUGGUCCUAUGUGCAGGCUUCCUUACAGUCCACUUGAUGCGUCCAUUACUCUAUCCGAAACUCCGGUUUUGAAAGAGAGAAUGUUCCAUUUCUCAUCAGAAACACUGAGAUCACUGAAGUCAAAGGCCAAUAAAGAUUGUGGAGAAACAACAAUGAUCUCUUCGUUGCAGUCACUAACCGCAUUUAUAUGGAGAAGCAUUACAAGAGCAAGGAGCUUAUCAAAUGAUCAAGAAACCACUUGCAGGUUUGCUGUAGGAACUAGAACAAGAACGGAUCCACCAUUGCCGACGAAUCACUUUGGGGUUUACACCUCUCUUGCAAGCACCACUGCCAAAACAGGCGAUCUGUUGGAGAAUGGGUUGGGAUGGGCUGCUUCAAAGCUGCAUCAAGCUGUAACCGAACAAAAUGGAGAGAAGAUAGCUUCCGAACUUGAUCAUUGGUUGAAGGCUCCUUUUGUUUUGCAACCAGAUCAGCUUUCGGAACCGAACCUUGUUCACAUGGGAAGCUCACCGAGGUUUGACAAGUACGGAAGCGAGUUUGGGAUGGGGAAAGCUGUUGCGGUUAGAAGCGGUUAUAACAGCAAGCAUGACGGGAAGGUGUCAGCUUACCCUGGGAGAGAAGGAGGAGGAAGCAUAGAUUUGGAAGUCUGUCUUUUGCCAGAGUUUAUGGAAGCUCUGGAAUCAGAUCAAGAGUUCAUGUCUCUUGUCUCUUCUUCCCAGAACUAAGGUUUUCUCCUAGCUGUGUGGUUCUUUGUUCCUGUUACACCCUCUUUGGUUGGUUUGAUUUUAUUUUUUGUUAGUUAUAUAUGAUGAACUACUGUGUGUGGUUGUUAACGUCAGAGGAUUCUGCAGUUGUUGAAGUCAAAUGUUUCAAUUGUUUAUUAAGAUCAGGAUUAGAACAUUGAAUCUAAUAGAUUCAAUCUAUUGUUU
This is a messenger RNA of Brassica rapa (field mustard), 2654 nucleotides long. RefSeq lists its product as uncharacterized. NCBI's taxonomy places the organism in Eukaryota, Viridiplantae, Streptophyta, Magnoliopsida, Brassicales, Brassicaceae. The record is from RefSeq and is a predicted model, not a curated record.